AUGAUAUUGCCAGUGGGGCACAUUGGGGAGCAUCACGGUGGCGCCAUUGCCUCACAAGAAGGAGGUUCUGGGUUCAUGUCCAACCGGAUCUUCUCUGAGUCUGCAUGUGGCCCCUCAAGAAGCUCUCCAGGUCCACCUGGUCCUCCUGGUCCUCCUGGUCCUCCAGGCAGCGGCACGGGAGCAGGGGCUCCGGAUGUCCGUCAGUCCGUUGUGGACUAUCUUCAAAGUGAAGGCAUCAGGCAAUACCUGGCUGGUCCUCCAGGACCUCCCGGCCCACCUGGACCCCCAGGAAUUGGCUCAGGUGGGCCGUCCCUGGAUGAGUUGGCUAAUCGCAUGAUUAACUACAUCCAAAAUGGUGGUAUUGGCGGCAGUGCCCCAGGUCCUCAGGGACCCCCGGGUCCUCCUGGAACCGUGUCCGUGGAGCAGAUCGUCAAUCUGCUUCAGAGGGAGGAAGUACGGCAGUUUGUGAUUGGUCCUCCUGGUCCUCCUGGACCUGCUGGGCCCCCGGGACCCCAGGCGGGUGGCUAUCCUUCCUUUAACCCGCAGGAAGUGGCAGGGCGUGUCCUGAGCCUCAUGAAUGAACAAGAAAAUGAGCGUUUACGUGGCCCUCCUGGGCCCCCCGGCCCCCAAGGCUUACCGGGCCCCGCUGGGGACAUUUCCAGUUUGCUUCAAGGACAAGACAAGCAGCCUGGACCUCCUGGACCUCCAGGCCCACCUGGUGCCACUGGCCCAGCUGGUCCUCCAGGCCCCCCCGGAGGCAGUGGCUUUGGCUUCAGGCUGGAUGAAAUUCGUGACUACCUCCAGAAUGAAAACAUGCAUAGGUUCGUCGCAGGGCCCCCGGGUCCUCCUGGCCCUCGCGGACACAAAGGAGAUCGCGGCGACCCUGGACACCACCCGUCGAGGGUGUCCGAAGCCUUGGACUACUCAGACGUAGCUCUGAAAGUGACAGAUUACAUCAAGAACCGGGGCCUGCUGCAGGAUGUCAUUGAAAAUAGCCCUCAGAAUGCCCACUUCCGCCACAGCCAUGGGCCCCACGGGCCCCCCGGACCACCAGGACCCCCAGGACCACCUGGGCCCUCAGCAAAUGGUGCCAUUGUCGGUCCGCCAGGAAGACCUGGACAGAAAGGAGACAUGGGCUAUCCGGGAACUCAAGGUGAAACGGGACUGCCAGGAUUCACGGGACAGAAGGGUGAAAAAGGAGAGUCGUCGGUUUGGAGGAAGAGGCGGAGCACUGGAGCAUAAUAUGGCAGGAAACGGUACCUGGUGUGCGGAGACGCACCAAUCAAACGUGAACUUUUCAGCUCCUGAGUGACCACUGGGCACAUGUCUAUUCCAAGCUAUGGGAGACAAUACGGCUAGUUUGUCAUAUAGAUAUAUUUUCCUGUGAAACAAGUGUUCUUCUUUACUAUAAAUAUUUUCUACAUUUCUAGUCAGGGGGAAAUGUAACAUUUAUGAUUUGAGGGACUAAGUAGACCUGGCACUGAACCAAUCACAGGCCUGUAAAUUUGACAGUAGCAUUGAAUGACAGUCUACGUUGUAGAAAUAAGCUCUUAAUGGGGAUUUUGCUUGUAAAAAUAAAAAUGGGGGGAAAACUAUGGGUGUUCAAUAGAAACUGCAAUAGUAAACCGGACACUUUAGUUUUAGAUUUGUUUCAACAUUCUAGUUAAAUGUUUAGUACUACUAGUGUUAAUGAAUUAUUAGUGUCAGUCUUACCACUGCAUGCUAUUUGAAUACUAUGUAGCUAAAGUAUAUAGUAUGUAGCUCGUUAAAUAGUGAUGUGAAGAGGGUGCAAUAUUUCAUGUUGUUUUUAUACGGUUUAUCAUUUUGUACUUUUGUAGACUUUAGUAUAAAAUAAAUAAAACAAUAAAAAUAAAACUUGGGGCUAAGUAUACUAGUCUCAGAUUAAAUCUCCAACAAACAAUUAACAAAGAUUGUAAUGUAUUUUUAAUUGCAGAGCUUAAUAAAGCUGUUCUUUUUUUCA
Molecule: messenger RNA, 1981 nt
Organism: Conger conger (European conger)
Lineage: Eukaryota; Metazoa; Chordata; Actinopteri; Anguilliformes; Congridae
Product: collagen alpha-1(XVII) chain-like
Exons: 12
Coding region: 1-1242 (413 amino acids)
Source: RefSeq, a predicted model, not a curated record